Macrosteles quadrilineatus (aster leafhopper) is the source of this 2590-nucleotide messenger RNA. Its product is annotated as 5'-AMP-activated protein kinase catalytic subunit alpha-2-like. The transcript is spliced from 7 exons. The record is from RefSeq and is a predicted model, not a curated record. NCBI's taxonomy places the organism in Eukaryota, Metazoa, Arthropoda, Insecta, Hemiptera, Cicadellidae. The coding region runs from base 27 to 920 and encodes 297 amino acids.
GGGGGGAGCAGGAACUUUAAAAUAAUAUGCCAUGGGACUCACAGACCGAAGACACCACUCUAGGGUUAAGUAAGAUAUUCCAUAGUGAAAUUAUUGUAAUCUCACCUCUUUGCAGGAAACAUGAUUGGUUCCAAAAGGAAUUGCCAGCCUACCUAUUUCCAUCCCCUGUGGAACAGGACUCAUCAGUAAUCGAUACAGAUGCUGUACUUGAAGUUUGUGAAAAGUUUGGUGUGAAAGAACACGAAGUGCACAACGCAUUGUUAAGUGGAGACCCUCACGACCAGCUGGGCAUCGCUUAUCACCUGGUGAUUGACAACAAGCGUAUAGCUGAUGAGGCGGCCAAGGCAGAACUCAAGGAUUUCUACGUAGCCAGCAGCCCUCCACCUGUGUCCUUCAGUCCUUCAGAGCUCGCCCCCAGCCCCAUCAAGCCCCAUCCAGAGAGAAUUGCACUUUCCAGAGAACGAGCUCUCUCCCUAUCUGGGGGAAAUGAUUCAAUAGCUCUGAGAGAGCGUGCCAUGAGUCAGAUGAGUGGUGGAGAUCCAAGACCGAACCGAGGAACUCCAGUCAAGCGUGCCAAAUGGCACUUAGGCAUCCGCUCGCAAAGCAAGCCCAAUGAUAUCAUGAAUGAAGUUUAUCGAGCCAUGAAAGCCUUGAAUUUUGAAUGGAAAGUUGUAAAUCCUUACCACGUCCGUGUGCGCCAUCGCAAGACUGCAGAUUCUGAGUAUACCAAGAUGUCUCUUCAGCUUUAUCAGGUGGACUACAAGAGUUACUUACUUGACUUCAAAAGUCUCAGUAAUGAAGAAGAUUCAGCAGCCUUAUCUUUUCAAGACCCUGACAAGAUACAGCAAAUGUGCCCGGGACAUAACAUCAUGUUCUUUUUUGAGAUGUGUGCUGCUCUUAUCACCCAACUGGCACGCUAAACCUUCAUUCAGUUACCUCGUCAAUAUUCUUACUUUUUUAGUUUUAAUUUCCUUUAAAGAUUCAAGUUUGUUUAAAUGUUGUUGCAUAUACUUUAUUUUGUUGUUGUUCUCGCAGUAAUUUGUAAACAUUUUCUUUAUAGCGAUCAAUUCUUUGUAUUAACCAAGAUCAGUUUUGAGUUUUUUCACGUACUCAUUUUGCAAUUUGUUUACUUUUUACGUUGUUUGUUUACUGGUCUUUUUCAGGCCAUAAUGUUACCACAACUAUAAUUUUGUUUUAUCUUUGUUCAAUUAAAUUUUUUUCUGUGAUUGAAUACCUUAAAGCUGUUUGCCUUUGUAAUUUAUUAAGGUCUUUUGUAUUGUAACUGGAUAUAGUAUAAGGGUUGUUGUAAUGAGUUAAGGUAGUAGAGAAUUUAUAAUACUCUCUUUUAACUUUGGCUAGAUGCAGGAUGUACAACUGUGAUAUACAAAGAUACGAUUGUUACAUGAUUUUGGAAUUAAUUAGAUCACAAUAUUUUCUUUUUACAUGGUUUUUAUGACUUUUAUGGUUCUAAGCUUUUUAUGCUAAUGUUUUCUGGUGUUAAAUAAAUUUUGCAGUUAUAAACUUGACCUUUACUACAUCGUUUUUAUAUUAGUAUUAAAUAAAUAGAUAAUUUAAAAGUUAUUUUGAAAUGAUCAUACUACUUCUAUCAAGUGACAAGUGUAACUUACAAAUCAUAAUAUUAUAUAUAUGUACCUUAUUAUCAUGUUAUUUUUAUUUAAAAUUAUUUAAACCAUCAUUAUUUAAUUCUAUAAUAUUUAUUCUUUUUAGUUUACUCUCUGUAAAUCAAUCCCAGGGACUCAAUGUAGGGUGUUUUAUUAAGUAAUUUAUUAAGUAUUAUUAACAGUAGGAAUUAACUAGGGUGUCAAACAACAUUGGCUUGAUGCAUCUAAUAAUAAAAAUUUCAAAGAUUUUAGGAAUGACAAAAAUGUUCAGAGAAUAUUCACUAUACUAUAUUUUGGUGAAUGCGAAGAAAUUAAUACCUAUUGUAAUCUAUUUAAAAUGCUACAUUAAAAAAAAACAGAACGUUUUUAUUGCUUGUCAUAUUGUUUUGUAUGGUGAUGCCUUUUCAUUUCAACUGAGUAACGUACAUAUUUGUAAUGCAAAUAGUUAUAUUUAAAGAUAAAAGUUUCCAAUCCCCCCAUGAGUUUAAAAUUUUUAUUACUCAGGACAGGGGCAAUCCGAAUGUUCCCAUCUGUUUGCAAUUUUGUGUGAGCCAAUUCAAUAUUUUAUAUUGUAAAAAUUUAUUAAAUAGAGAUAUUUUGAUAUCGUUUUCAUUUGAUUGAAAAUAGUAUCCGAGUUAUUAAUAGGACUUAAAAUCUCAAAAGCUGAUCUUCCAAAAAAAAAUAUUUAUUUUAAGUGUAUAUGCCUCGUAUUCUAUUUAGAAAUAACAUAUUUAACUUGGUAAAACUUUAUAGAACUUUAUAUAACUUUAAAUCCCUUUUCCUCAAACCAUAAUGAUGCUACAUCCGAAUUACAAGUGUACAGUGUAAGCUUUUUUGUAGAUACGUUGAACUGUUAGUGUAUAUGAAUAUGCAAAUUAAUGUUACUUUUAGUUUAGUCACUAUGAAAGAAUUUAUUAUGCUAUCUUAUUUUUAUUAAAGUCGUGUUAUAAAUAAAAGAGAAAUGUUAA